This is a messenger RNA of Etheostoma spectabile (orangethroat darter), 2096 nucleotides long. RefSeq names its product Ly1 antibody reactive homolog (mouse) (gene lyar). NCBI's taxonomy places the organism in Eukaryota, Metazoa, Chordata, Actinopteri, Perciformes, Percidae. The transcript is spliced from 9 exons. Gene Ontology annotation, molecular function: DNA binding. Gene Ontology annotation, biological process: negative regulation of transcription by RNA polymerase II; rRNA processing. Gene Ontology annotation, cellular component: nucleolus. The coding region runs from base 327 to 1349 and encodes 340 amino acids. The record is from RefSeq and is a predicted model, not a curated record.
UGUGUGUGUGUUUGUGUUGUUUGGUGUGCGUGUCGUGUGUUUUGAAAAGUUUGUAUGAAUGGAAAAGAGCUGGCGAACCUUUUUUAUAAACCCCUUACUGCCUAAGUCAUUUUAGCUUUCGAAAACAUUAGCAAUAGCUGCCUUUAAUUGGAUAACGUUAGCUUUAACGGCGCUGUGGACGGUCGGUCACCGCUUUCACAUGAGGAUUGUACCGAUUUAGGUUUAACGUAUACUUUGGUACCAUUAGCUUAGCUAGUAGUAUUAGCAAUAUAUUUAGCAGUUUUGGUUGAAUCAAAUCUUGUAAUCGAGCAAACGUGUCGUUAAGAAUGGUGUUCUUCACCUGCAACGGCUGUGGGGAAUCCCUGAAAAAAGCUCAGGUUGAUAAACACGUGAACAUGUGCCGGGGUUGCCAGGUCCUGUCCUGCAUCGACUGUGGAAAAGACUUCUGGGGGGACGACUACAAGAACCACGUUAAAUGUAUUAGUGAAGACCAGAAGUAUGGCGGCAAAGGCUUCGAGGCUAAGGCAAACAAAGGAGAUGUGAAACAGCAGCAGUGGAUUCAGAGAGUCCAUGACGCAAUGGACAAACCUGGAGUCAGUGCAAAGCUCAAAGAUGUGCUUCAACAAGUCAGUUCGUAUGAUAACGUCCCAAGAAAGAAGGCCAAGUUUCAGAACUGGAUGAGAAACAGUCUUAAAAUAGUUAACACCAGUCUUCAUGAUGAAGUGUGGGAUAUUCUUGCUGCAGCGGACAAUCCUUCUGAGGCCUCCAAGGAGAUUAAAGAAGCUAAACAGACAGUGGCUGAAGAGCAAGCGGAUACUAAUGGAAAUGAAAAGCAGAACGGCCAUCCAGAAGUUGCGAAGAAGAAACUGAACAAGCGGGAGCGUAAAGAAGCCCGUCAGCAGAAAAAUGGGAAGGCUUUAAAAGCUGCUGAAAAGACAGUUUCACAGGAGCCAGAAGAAGGCAAAAAGAAAAAAAAGGACAGAAAGAGAAAGCACAGCUGUGAGGAAGACGGAGAUGAAGAGCAAAACGGUGCUGAAAAUAAGACAUCCAGCAAGAAAACAAAGACAUCUGACCAAGAGGCUGCUGGCAUGUCAGAGGAGACUGACGAUCAAGAAGUUCCCAAAGGCAAAUUCAACUGGAAGGGAAAUAUCAAGGCAGUACUAAAAGACUCAGAUGACCAGGAGCUGUCCGUAAAGAAACUCAGGAAGAAGGUUUUGGCAGCAUACUACUCUUUCACUGGGGAUGGAAAUUUUAAAAAGGAGGAGGAGGUGCUAGCACUUUUCAACAAGAAGAUCAACAAUAAUCCCAAAUUUAGAGUAUUGAAAGACAGAGUUAGACUUGUAAAGUAGACCUGUUUAUCAGACCCGUCUGCCAUGCAAUUGAUGUUCAUAGACUUUUAAAAUGUAAAAGCUAUUGUUGUCUGCCAUCCUCCCUUGGAUGUUUUUGUAUAGAUGACCUAAUCUCAAAGAUUAAAUCAUUUUAUAACAGAAUUGUGUCCCGUUCCCAUUCAGUAGUUUUACAGGGUGGUUGCCUAGUCAGCAUGAUGAAGAUCAUCAUCAUUAUACCUUACACCGUGUCAGUGAUGUAUUAAUGUAUGAAAUGACAAUCGUGGUAGACGGCUGCUCUGUUCCACAUUCCAAGCCCACACCAAGGCUAGGAAACGGCAUCUUAUCUGUGGGAUUGGAUGUUGGAGUGGGGGAAGGGAAACAGGAGAGGUGCACCUGAGGAGGUGAAUUUGACUCUCACACGGGAUGAAGCUAAUGCACAUUCCUCGGCACCCUGAACGAGGUUCACUUGGCCAGGGACACAGAAGCUCCAUAGAAGCAAGAUGCUUGGUGUCAGCCUCAGGUGAAGUUUUAAUGCUGUCUGAUUUUCCACCGCUAGAAUAAGCAGCCCCUUUACCCUGUACACAUACAGAGACACACACACACACACAUGCACACAGACGGGAGGAGCUACAGGAGGAAAUCUGCCCAGCUUUAUGAAGCCCUGCUAAUCCCAGCAGGUUUAACACUGAUGCUCAUUCAUCACACUGCUUACCUGUAAUUGUAUAUUGCAUACUUUGGGAAUUAGUCAAGCUCUUACUCAAGGUUACU